Molecule: messenger RNA, 1567 nt
Organism: Nematolebias whitei (Rio pearlfish)
Lineage: Eukaryota; Metazoa; Chordata; Actinopteri; Cyprinodontiformes; Rivulidae
Gene: tmem79b
Product: transmembrane protein 79b
Exons: 5
Coding region: 127-1272 (381 amino acids)
Biological process (GO): regulated exocytosis
Cellular component (GO): lysosomal membrane; trans-Golgi network membrane
Source: RefSeq, a predicted model, not a curated record
GGAAAGUUUCACAACAACCAAAAAGAACUAGAUCCGGACCGAGUCCACAGGACCGGAAGGACCAGAACCAGAUUGACAGACGUGUCUCUUCUGACAGACAAUCAACUUCCAACGGGACGUCCCAAAAUGGAAGACAGCGGAGGGUCAGAAAUGAAAAAACUUGAAGGAGAAGACAUAGCUCAAAUGUCCACCAUAAUAGACCAGCGUACAAUGCAGUGUCCCUGGGACAAAAAAGCUGCAGCACAGACAUGUGGACAGGCAGUUACAGGUGACACAAUGAGUUUGAGAUCUGAUUUUUCUCACAGUGAGGUGUCUAGUUGGACAGAAAGUGAGCGAGAGCUGAAGGCAGAACAGGGAAUGAAAGGGGGAGCGGUGGAAAAGGGGGUGGGGCUUGCAGGUGAAGGAAUAGAACACCCUAGAAAAGAGGAGGAGGAAGCUGUAGAGAACUACCUGCCAGAGAAAGCAGCUCAGGUGUUUGGUCCUGCUGCAGCUAUAAUUCCAUCCCCCUCUUCACCUAAAGACACUGAGACAUUCAUGGAACUGGAGUCAGAAAGGAGUCCUUUUCUGGGUUCUCAAGAAGUGAACUACAACCAACAUGGCUACCAGUUUGAGUUUACAGAGGAUGCACCCCCUGCUCGGUGUGUUUGGGGAUGUCCAGGUAGAGAUGCACUGAAGAUAGGUGUGUCCUUGAUAACAUCAGCACUCCUCUUCCCCUUUCUGGUGUGGGGAGGGUUUGUCUUCCUGCCGUUUGACGCCCCUUUAAUGGAAGGAGCCCCUCUCAGGCUGGUCUACACAUUGCGCUGCUCCGUGUUUGCUGCUGCCCCCAUCGUCCUUGGUUGGCUAGUCCUGGGUGUAAGUCGGCUCCGGUCAGGAGCAAUUCGUCCUUUCUCUGUAGAGGAUAUGAAAGAGGCUGAGCUCCAAGAAGUUGUUGUCCAUCAACGUUUUAUCUCUGACUCCACCUCCCUGUUCCUGAUCUACUUCUUGCAACUAGCUGUCAUGGCGAUGUACCUGACCCAGGAGCAGCUGAAGCUUGUCCCGCUGCUGACCAUCGUUUUUGCUUUCGGACGGUUGGCCUACUGGGUGGCAGCAGCGUUCGGCAGCAGCGUUCGUGGUUUCGGCUUCGGUCUCUCAUUCCUGCCGAGCAUCAUCAUGAUGGCCGCUAAUUUUUACUUCAUCUUCAGCGUAGAGGCAGCGGGCUCCAUCUUCAGCCUCCCACCUCCUCCUGAGGAGGUGCUGACUCCUCCUGCUGGCAGACAGAGGUUCUGGGGCUGACUCCACCUGAGGAGGUGCUGACUCCUGCUGAUCAGUAAAUCAAGUUAUCAAACUGUAAAUUCAUUAUUUUUCUUUUUGUUGGGUCUUCAGGUGUAUUUAAAGAAUGAAAAGUUGUAGAGAAGAUCAGAACCUCGUCUGUCUUUUAGAUGUAUAUUUUUCAUAAAAGUAAAACAUAGGUCUUAUUUUAAAGUUAUUAAACGUUUCCCAACUCGACACAUUUUAUGUUGUAAAAUAAAUUUGAUGACUGGUGACUGAUUUUAUUUGUAAACUUGACAAAUUUAUAAUAAAACUGUUA